AUGCUACUGCGGCGACAAGUCAUCCGUAGAGACGAUCGCAUCGGUCAGUCUGACAUGAGCUUCUCUAUCACCUUCUCCAUGGAGUCUCGACCUGGCAGCAAUUUCCAGAACUUAGCGGUCUCGAGAUGCAACGGGAUGUCCAGUAAUGCCAGCAAGGCCAAGCUAAUGACAUUCAAGAGAACCACCUCCACAAUUGGCUUUAACUACUCCCUUGAUGACAAGCUUCUUGAUCAUUGUACAUCCAUCAAAGAUCUUGGAAUAGUUCUCGACUCCUCUUUUGGCUACAGUCUCUAUAUUGACCAAUUAUGCUGCCGAGCGUCUAGUAUGAUGGGACAGAUUAUGAGAACUGCUAGACACGGCCUUAGCUCUAAUGCUCUUGUACUCUCCUGCAAGUCCCUUGUCCUCCAGCUGCUCGAAUACGCUUCAGUUGUUAGGUCUCCUCACCAACUGGGCCUCAUUGACAGACUACAGUCCGCGCAAAAUAAAUUCCUUAGGUAUUUGGACUGGAGAGAGCCUGAUAGGCAUCUGAACUUGCUCCGGCUACAUCCACUGGUCGUUAGAAGGGAGAUUGCAGAUGUUGUCUUUCUUUACAAGAUUCUCAACUUUGAGGUAGUCUGCCCCCUCUCUUGGAGCGAAUUGUAUUUCGUCUCCAUUCUGCCUCAAGUUUGA
Molecule: messenger RNA, 669 nt
Organism: Homalodisca vitripennis (glassy-winged sharpshooter)
Lineage: Eukaryota; Metazoa; Arthropoda; Insecta; Hemiptera; Cicadellidae
Exons: 2
Coding region: 1-669 (222 amino acids)
Source: RefSeq, a predicted model, not a curated record